AGAUGCGGAUGGUGGGAGUCAGUGUGUGGCUCUUCCUCAACUUGGUGUUCCUGGGGAUGACGGCCUACCUCUACCUGCUGUGGGUGCAGUACUGGCGCUAUGUCGACGCCAACAAGUUCCAGCCUCGCUCUACAAGCUUCCCCCACCACGACAAUAUCCAAGAGAUAGAGGUUCGACCUGGUAAACCCAGGUUCUUCCCUCGACGUGUUGAACAACCACCGCCGCCACCACCUGAGACUGUCUACACUCCCACACAGGCCCCCAACAUCACCACCACCACGCCCAUGACCAAAGAACAGCUGCAUCAGGCCAUAGAGAAGCAUAAGAUGGAUGUGUUGGUCAGGUUAAGAAAAGCUCAAAUGCAAGAGGGGAGUGUAUUGUUUAAGCACGAGAAUAAAUAUGGGGUGAAUUACCGAGGCCCCAAAAUCCGCGGCAGCCCAACUAGGGAACAGCUUCUGUGCUCCUUCCGCCGAGCCUCCUUCAGAUCGUUGCGGGACGGGGAUGAACCCUUCACCUCUGAGGGUCUGGCCAAACACUUCCCCAGUACCGGACUCCUGGAGGGGCGCUACUUUAACUCCUGUGCUGUCGUCACUAAUGCUGGGGCAAUCAAAGGUUCCAAGUUGGGCAAUUUUAUAG
Homarus americanus (American lobster) is the source of this 636-nucleotide messenger RNA. RefSeq names its product beta-galactoside alpha-2,6-sialyltransferase 2-like. NCBI's taxonomy places the organism in Eukaryota, Metazoa, Arthropoda, Malacostraca, Decapoda, Nephropidae. The record is from RefSeq and is a predicted model, not a curated record. Gene Ontology annotation, molecular function: sialyltransferase activity.